AUGGUAGGUGGCUACUCGGAAUGUUCACUCCUCCAGGACGCCAUCAGAAACAUCGCUGGAGACAUCCGUGUCAUCAUCCCUAACGACCCGGGUCUGGCUGUACUGAAAGGAGCUGUAAUUAACGGUCACCACCCAGAGAUGGUGUCACAACGGAUAUGUAAAUACACAUACGGAGUGGGAGCUAUGUCUCUAUUUAUAGAAGGGGUACACAGAGAAGACUAUCGAGUGACACAAGAGAACGGGGAUAUCCGAUGUGAAAAUUGUUUUUCUUCAUUUGUCACACGGGGAACACAUGUUCACUUUGGUACAUCUUCAGUUACCAAAUCGUUCAGUGUUAUUUCUUCAAACCAAACAUCCAUUUCUUUCGGAAUUUACGCCUCAACGUCUGAUAAUCCAAUGUAUACCACAGACGACAGUGUCCAGGAGAUAGGAGAACUCGUACUGGAUAUGCCCGACACCUCUCGCGGUUUAGACAGGGGAGCAAAAGUAACGAUGUAUUUUGGAGGAUCAGAGAUCGAGGUGAAAGCCGUUGACAAGCAUAGUGGAAAUGAAAUACGAGUACGUGUUGACUUUCUUGGAUAG
Messenger RNA from Pecten maximus, 582 nucleotides. RefSeq names its product heat shock 70 kDa protein 12A-like. The coding region runs from base 1 to 582 and encodes 193 amino acids. The record is from RefSeq and is a predicted model, not a curated record. Lineage: Eukaryota; Metazoa; Mollusca; Bivalvia; Pectinida; Pectinidae. The transcript has a single exon.